GGAAAAAACAAUCGACACACAAAGUUCAUCUGUAAAGGAAAUUAACUGACACUAUGUCUGAUAGAACUAGUUUUUUUGCACGCAACAAGGCUGCAAUUGCAGUUGCGGCCGUGGCGGGUGUCACUGCUGGUGCCUACAUCUACUACAACGCUGUUCUGCAGUCCCAGACUCUGUCUGAAUCUGGAUCAAGUGCUACUGGUGCCUCUCCAGAGGCUUCCAAGAAGAAGAAGUCCAAGAAGAAGAAGAGUGCUUCCUCCAAGAAGUCCGCUGACGAAAAGACUGAAGAAGCUGUUGAGGCUGCUGCCACCACUGCUAAGUUGUACCCUGUAGUCAAUGGUCUUCCAAACAUUUCCGAAGAAACCAUUGCUAACCUUUCUGAAAAGGAAAAGGAAGAAUGGGCUGCUGCUCUCAAGGAAGAUGGUAACCAUGAAUUCAAGGCCAAGAAGUACGAUGCUGCCAUUGCUUACUACACUGACGCGUUAAGACUUAAGGUUGAUCCUGUUUUCUUCUCUAACAGAUCUGCUUGUUACGCUGCUCUUAAUGACCAUGAAAACGUCAUUAAGGACACUUCUGAAGCCAUCAAGUUGAAGCCAGACUACACCAAGUGUGUCUUGCGUCGUGCUACCUCCUACGAAAUUUUAGAAAACUACACUGAAGCCAUGUAUGACUUGACUGCCUUGACCAUUUAUGGUGGUUUCAGCAACAAGUCUGUUGAACAACUCUUGGAAAGAGUCUUGAAGAAGCACUCUAUCAAGGUUGUUGAAGAAAACCUUAAGAACAGAGUACCUGAAUUGCCAUCUGCUUCUACCAUUUGUUCUUUCUUUGGUGCCUUUGUUCAAGAAACUACCCCAGAAGGAAUUUCUGAAGAAUCUGAAGGUGCUGACAAAUUUUUGUUUGAUGCCUUGAAGAACUUGAACUAUAGUACUGCUGAAGGUUAUGAAGCUGCUGACACUUUGAUUAACCAAGCCGUUGCUGCUUAUAACGUUGAAGAAUUGACCAAUGAAUCUCCAAACGCUGGUAAGGCUGCUGUUGCCUUGGAAUACUCUGCUCUGAUUAAAUUCUUGAAGAAUGACCCAACCAGUGCUGCCUCUGACAUUGAAAAGGCCAUUGCCUUGAAGCCAAGACCAAGAACUUAUGUUUUCAGAGCUUUGAUCAACGCUGAUAAGUCUUCUUUCACUGAAGCCAACCAAGAUUUUGAACAAGCUAAGAAACUUAACCCUGAAUUCCCAGAUCUUUACUAUCACUUGGGUCAACUCUAUUACUUAACCGGUGAAUUAGCUGCUGCUGAAGAAAACUUCACUAGAGCCAAGGAAUUGAACCCAGACAAUGUUUAUGCCUACAUUCAAUUGGCAUGUAUUAAAUACAAGAACGGUGACUUUAAGGAAGCUGAAGAUAUGUUUACUGCUGCCAAGUUGAAGUUCCCAACUUCCCCAGAAAUUCCAAACUAUUAUGGUGAAAUUCUUGCUGACCGUGGUGAUGUUAAGGCUGCCUGUAAGCAAUUUGACACUGCUAGUAGAUUACAAAAGGCCUUACCAACAUUCUCCGUUGGUGCCUUACCAUUGAUCAACAAGGCUCUGUUCAUUUCCAGAGAAGGACUUGAACACUUUGAUGAAGCUGAAAAGUUGUUGACCGAAGCUUGUGAAUUAGACCCUAAGUCUGAAUUAGCAAGAAUUUCUUUGGCACAAAUCAAAUUACAAAAUGAUCAAGUUGAUGAAGCUAUUGUUUUGUUUGAAGAAUCUUCCAAGUUGGCUAGAACUAUCGAAGAAAAGGUGCAAGCCACCUCUUUUGCCGAAGCCACCAAGAUGCAAAAGAGACUUAAAAACGAUCCUUUCUUGACUGCCAAGAUCCAAGAAGCUAUGGCUGCUAGAAUGUAAAUGAGUGAGUUUUGCCUGUUGGUUCUGUAUAUAUUUAUAGGUGACUCAAGAAAAAGAUGAGAUGAUUAUAA
[Candida] anglica is the source of this 1945-nucleotide messenger RNA. NCBI's taxonomy places the organism in Eukaryota, Fungi, Ascomycota, Pichiomycetes, Serinales, Debaryomycetaceae. The record is from the annotation of a GenBank genome assembly.